Chenopodium quinoa (quinoa) is the source of this 594-nucleotide messenger RNA. RefSeq lists its product as uncharacterized. Bases 1 to 594 code for a protein of 197 amino acids. The transcript has a single exon. NCBI's taxonomy places the organism in Eukaryota, Viridiplantae, Streptophyta, Magnoliopsida, Caryophyllales, Amaranthaceae. The record is from RefSeq and is a predicted model, not a curated record.
AUGACGGUUGAAAAACCUGUUACUGAACAAGAAAAGGCAAAAUCCUUAGUGUUAUUAAGGCAUCAUUUACAUGAAGGCCUUAAAACUGAAUACAUGAUGGUUGGAAAUCCCAAAGAAUUAUGGGAUUGCCUUAAUGAAAGAUUUGGACACCACAAAAGGGUGCUCCUUCCUAAGGCAUUAUUUGACUGGACAAAUUUACGGUUCCAGGAUUUCAAAUCCGUAAUUGAUUACAAUUCAACCAUGCAUGAGAUAGUAUCUAUAUUGAGAUAUUGUGAUCAUCCAGUCACCGAUGAACAGAUGAUUGAAAAAACACUCACUACCUUUCAUGCAAGCAACAUACUGUUGCAAGAACAAUAUCGCGAAAGAGGUUUUAAAAAGUUUAAUGAAUUAAUGAGUGUGUUGCUUGUUGCGGAACAAAAUAGUGAUCUUUUGUUGAAAAAUCAUAAUCUUAGACCAACUGGGUCUUUGGCCACUCAUCAUGAGGCAAAUGCAACAAGUUCUUAUCCACCCGAGGCAAAUGCUACACGAAGAGGUGGACGUGGAAAUUACAAUGGUCGUGGAAGAGGCCGUGGAAAUUAUCGCGGACGAGGCUGA